Molecule: messenger RNA, 2810 nt
Organism: Sardina pilchardus (European sardine)
Lineage: Eukaryota; Metazoa; Chordata; Actinopteri; Clupeiformes; Clupeidae
Exons: 6
Coding region: 220-1551 (443 amino acids)
Source: RefSeq, a predicted model, not a curated record
GGUCUCUGACAGGCGGACCAGGUUUACUUGAUCGUCACACUCUCUGUCUGUCCGGUCCAGUUGGUCAGCCCAGGCCUCCUCUGUGAAUUUCCCAAACUGUCCAUGGUGCAUUGGACUCAGGGGAAGACAGUGUUAUGGAUGGCCAUGCAACUAUGUACGUGACCGUCCAUUGUAUGUCUUCCUGUGGCUCAAUUUGCAGGAAGAUUCGGUGCAAAACAUAUGAUCAUAUGUCAUAAAGAAGUCCCCAUACCUGAUGAAAAAUUACCAUUUUAUACUGCAGUGUAUGCACAAAGGCUGGCAGGAAGAGGACCAGAGGCUCAUGAAUCCACAAAGUCUGUCUGGAGGGACGCCAUCGUCUCCUGUCUCAGGCCCCUCCAGCUGGUCCUGCAGAGGAUGUUGUGUGGCAGAAUGAGGAGAGUCCAGUCUCCCUGUCGAGAGGUCUCCCCUGUGCCGUCCUACUACUCCGAGCCUGUCUCCCUGCCACGACACAAGGAUGUGCUGCGGGGCCUGGCCAGUGUCGGAGGGCUGGACCGAGAGGACGCAGAGGAGGUCCUGAGCUUGAGGAGCCUUCCUUGUGUGAGGAGCACCCUAAAUAAGGACCUCCACAAGGUCAAGAGGUCGAGAGGGUUCCCGACCCGACAGCUGGUGAAGGACGUCUCGGACGUCAGACUUCCGGCCAUCGGCCAUCAGCAGCAGGAGUCCAGGCCCAUGCUCAUAGUAAGAGGUUUGCGCUGUGGAAGGAAAAUGGACAAAUGUCCCCCACUAAUGAGCUCCAGACGGGUCCAGGACUCCAGCCGGGAGGCCAGCCUGCCCGAGAGGCCACCUGGGCGGGCAGGCAGAAGACCAGACAGACAGGUAGUCAGCUCCUCUUCCUCUGAGCUCAGCCCAGCGCAUCACCAUCCAUCCCCCAGAGGAACGGAUCCCGCUCCGCAGAUAUCCAGCGAGAUGGCGGAUACCCUGGAGUUAUCCUCCAGGCAUCCUUCCCAUAAUCCCUUGGGAUCUUCCGUAUCACCUCGCAGGCGGUUCCUGGUCACGGCCAGCCAUGCAUCACGUGGCGUGACUAACGCGGGCAAGACUGCAACACACGCUGUGCUGCCCCGGCCAGGGUGGAGGCGGGGGGUGGUGUUGAAGAGGGGCGCCCUGGAGUGCGUGUGGGAGGAGGAGGGUUUCGGGGCGCCCCCCCCACCCUUGUCUGGGCCGUGCCCCCACCUCCUGGAGCCCCUGUCGGGCUUCCGCGAGCAGCUGCGCCGGCAGCUCUUGCACUCGCCACUGCCCUACCGAGAGGAGGCGACGUCGGGGGGAGCCCACGGCAAGGUGACCCCCACCUCCGCCCACCACCACCUCCACCACCACCACCACCACCACCACCACAUAAUCUGCCCACUGGAUGGGGCGGCAGCCGUGUCCCGGGGGACAGUCACCAUCUUGCUGCAGGAUGCGGUGGACGCGCCCGGCCGGCACGGGCGAACGCUGCCCAAAAUCACCAUGACCCGGCCGACGCCCUCGCCGAAGCACAGCGCGCUGCGCAGCGAAAGCCGGCAGUUAGCCUGAAUCCAUGUCUGUUUUCCGACGCCGAUCCGCCGAUCAUCUGGAAUUGGACAGCCGUCUGGUAGCAGGGACACUACAAGAUGCGGAUGGGUGGGGAUUUGCCAGGCGUCUGUCUUAUAGUGCCCCCCUGUGGAUGAAUCUUGGGAGAGCUGUUCUGUCUGAUGGGCUCUGCUGUUUGGGUGGAUGGACGCAUGACUCAGCCUCCUCACCUCACAUUUGUUGCCAUCCAGCCGAUGUACUUCUAUUCUCCAGAGCCACUUGUUUUUUUAUUCAAACGCAGAAUUUUUUUUUAUCAGAUUUUAUCUUUUCUUUUUUUUCUUUUUUUAUCCCUGGGUGCCAAUCCUCACUCUCCAGUUCAGCACCAGCACUAGACUCCUCUGGAAUACAGACUCUUAACCCUCUGGAGUCUCAGGCCUGUCAGAUCCCUUUUUUGUGGUAGUCUGACAUGCCUUGACAUCUCUCUAUAAACAUUGAUCCAAAAAGUGUCUAGGUACUGUAACAGACUCCUCUGGAGUGCAAACUCUUCACUAUGAGUAGCACAGCCCUCCUCUCGAUGCCUGUAGGCAAGGCAGGUUUAUAUACUGUAGAGGCCACAACUCAUGCACAUUGCCAAUUCAAAGACUGUUAUAGCGGAGCAGGUAAAAGGACAGAAGAAGAAUAGAUAUUUAAAAAGUGUUUAAUCAAGUUCAUAACAGACUAGCGUCCAUCUCUGCAACCUGACUGCCUAUAUACUCAAUCAAAAGCCUAGAGAUGAUCGAUGUUCUCUCUCGCUAUCCUGUAAGCCUGAAGAGUUCGGCUUCAGUAUACUGCCUGCCUAUAGACUGGCUUCAAUUUCUGCACACAAUCUCUCAGAGUGCAUACACACAAAGCUGUGACAGCCAUCUGUCUGAUAUGUUUUUUUGUCUCUUACCCCGGGCGCAUGGCCGUUUCUGUUGGACACACAGGCGCGCGGUAGAUAUGCUAAUGACGACCGAGCAGCUUAUUUAUACCCACCGACAGCUGUGGGUUUACCACCCCAUGAUUGAAGCGUGGCGUGUGCUUAAUUGGCCUGCAAUAACAGCGAUUUCAGAAGCGGGGCUUUUAUGGUAUAGGGGAUGUUUAUGGUGUGCCAGAGAACACUUGCUGCACUGGAGACAGAUUUCGACAGGAAUUGCUCCUCGUUUAUUUACACGUGCUGUAUUCUACUCGUUGGUUGUUGUUUUAAUGAGAAGUCUUUUGGUUGAAUGAAAAGUCAUUUAGUAUCAUAAAUAGUCAUAAAUGAU